GCCUCAAAAUGUGCAUGUCUCCCGGUACAUAAACCGGGUAGCCAACCAGCCCUCAUCAUUCGUUUCUGAGAAGCAACGACAACUGACAAUGCCUGAACCAGCAAAGCCCGCGCCCAAAAAGGGCUCCAAGAAAGCCGUUUCUAAGACCGCCGUAAAGGGCGGGAAGAAGCGCAGAAAGUCUAGGAAGGAGAGCUACGCCAUCUACGUGUACAAGGUACUGAAACAGGUCCACCCCGACACCGGCAUCUCAUCCAAGGCUAUGGGAAUCAUGAAUUCCUUCGUCAACGAUAUUUUCGAGCGUAUCGCCGGAGAGUCGUCUCGCCUGGCUCACUACAACAAGCGAUCAACCAUCACCUCCAGGGAGAUCCAGACCGCCGUCCGCCUGCUACUCCCCGGUGAGCUGGCUAAGCACGCCGUGUCCGAGGGAACCAAGGCCGUGACCAAGUACACCAGCUCCAAGUAAACGGCCUCUUUCAAAUUUACCCCAAAGGCUCUUUUAAGAGCCACCCACUGGUCUCUUAAAUAAAGCAAAGUC
Molecule: messenger RNA, 535 nt
Organism: Hypomesus transpacificus
Lineage: Eukaryota; Metazoa; Chordata; Actinopteri; Osmeriformes; Osmeridae
Product: histone H2B-like
Exons: 1
Coding region: 89-463 (124 amino acids)
Cellular component (GO): nucleosome
Molecular function (GO): protein heterodimerization activity; structural constituent of chromatin; DNA binding
Source: RefSeq, a predicted model, not a curated record